CAGAGGUAACUGAAAAAGAUCUGGAGUUUGACGUGACAGCUUUUAGAAAACCUCAAAUUUGUUUAGGUAACAACAAUGGGUGUAAGAAGAGGUGCACUUAUUGUCCUCGAAGGAGUCGACAGGGCUGGAAAAACGACGCAGUGCAAAAGACUUGUUCAAGCUUUAAGAGACAGUGGAAAAGAGGCCGAAAUGAUGAGAUUUCCCGACAGAACCACUAUGAUUGGCCAGCUAAUCAGCUCGUAUUUGGAGAAAAAGAGUAAUCUGGAGGACCACACCGUGCACCUUCUCUUCUCAGCGAACCGUUGGGAACAAGUGCCUUUAAUGAAGAAGAAACUGGAGCAGGGGAUUAGCUUGGUUGUGGACCGAUACGCAUUCUCUGGAGUGGCAUUUACCAGUGCCAAACCAGGCUUCUCUCUGGAGUGGUGCCAGAACCCAGACGUGGGUCUGCCAAAGCCCGACCUGGUGAUGUUCCUCCAGGUGAACCCGGCUGAAGUGGCAGGGCGUGGAGGGUUUGGAGACGAACGUUAUGAGACCAGCGUCUUCCAACGGGCUGUGCAGCAGAAGUUUGAGCAGCUGAUCAAAGAUCCCUCAGUUAACUGGAAGGUGAUUGAUGCAGCCAGAAGCAUAGAGGAUGUACACACAGAAAUAAAGACACUGAGUGAAAAUGCCAUUAACAUAGCUGAAAAUCAGCCAAUUGGAGAGCUAUGGAAGUAAACUCUGACCAAUCAGAAUGGCCCUAAAUAUUUGGAGAAGGACCAACGCUUCAGUACAGUUCACAAUGACUCAUCCAUUUUCUGAACUAAGUAAAAGGAAGUGUACAGAGCAGGAGUAAAGGUUAUGGCAAAACUAGUGCAUUAACUUAACUUCCUUUGGCUGGAACAUCUAAUCCUCCGUUAGUUGGAAACUGAGAGUUUAAGAGGCCUUAGUUUGACUAGUGCAAAUCUUGGUCUCAAACUUUCACCGUUCCCAAUCAUAAGAACAUUAUUUUCUUUGACAUUAUUCUCUCUCUAGUAAUGGAAUGAAUAAUUCCCUUUACUAGUUAUUUUAA
Chanos chanos (milkfish) is the source of this 1048-nucleotide messenger RNA. It is a transcript of the gene dtymk, whose product is annotated as deoxythymidylate kinase (thymidylate kinase). The record is from RefSeq and is a predicted model, not a curated record. The coding region runs from base 76 to 714 and encodes 212 amino acids. Gene Ontology annotation, molecular function: ATP binding; nucleoside diphosphate kinase activity; dTMP kinase activity. Gene Ontology annotation, biological process: dUDP biosynthetic process; dTTP biosynthetic process; dTDP biosynthetic process. The transcript has 5 exons. NCBI's taxonomy places the organism in Eukaryota, Metazoa, Chordata, Actinopteri, Gonorynchiformes, Chanidae. Gene Ontology annotation, cellular component: cytosol; mitochondrion; nucleus.